This is a messenger RNA of Pelmatolapia mariae (spotted tilapia), 2735 nucleotides long. It is a transcript of the gene tafa5l, whose product is annotated as TAFA chemokine like family member 5, like. The record is from RefSeq and is a predicted model, not a curated record. The coding region runs from base 982 to 1380 and encodes 132 amino acids. The transcript is spliced from 6 exons. Lineage: Eukaryota; Metazoa; Chordata; Actinopteri; Cichliformes; Cichlidae.
AGAGCGUUUGAAAACGUCGUAAGUGAAGGGAAGUCAGGGUGCAGCAGCAGCACGAUUUCUGCCAUGGAGUGAAAGGAGGAAACCUCCUCUUCGGCGUCGCCUGCAUGCAAAUGCACCCGACCGGGUAGAAUAAGGUUGGUUCACCACGCUCAGGUGGAACCGCACCAUUGACUUGGCGUGGAGCGGUGCUUAUCCUCGAACUUAAAGCAGCAAGACACCGUCGCUCAGAAUCUUCCAGAUCGCAUCCAAAGGCUCAUACAGGUGACAAGUGUGCCCAACUUCACCGCACCGGCCGUGCUGACGCGCACAGUGCGUUUGUCCAGAGGCUGCUCGCUGCGUGAGACCCCGCCGCUCCUCUUCUGACAUUUCGCAGCGCUGCCGUGCACAUGCAGACUGUGCGUGUGUGGCAGCGUGACGCAUUUGCGCCUUUAGAUUUGAUUUAUUUAUUUUUUAAGAGUCUGGAGUGUCGCGUUUUCGGACAAGUUUGGGUACCGAUCGGAAUGAUCGUCAUGUCCGCAUGGGAUAACUUGCGCGUCUCUCUGUAGAGUGACACAGAGCUCGGGUCGGUGCUGAAGUUGGUUGGGAAUAAUAAUAACAGUACGUAGCGCAGAGGACGAAAGAGGACGAAACGGCUGAAUUUAUUGCCAGCAUCGUCAUCUCCGUAAGCAUCCAAGUGAAUUCCAGCUCGUGAAAGCACAGCUGCGUAAACUUGGCCAGAUCUGGUGACAUUGUAGCCUGUGUGUGUCUGUGUGGGUUUGUGUGUGUGUGAUGAGCAGCCUGGAUGGAUAUGCGGCUCACCGAGGGAAUUUGAAAAGCAAAGGGGGAUUACUAUCGGUCCCUCUUGUGUUAUAACCUCAAAAUGGAUGCCCACGUCAGGCUUUGGAGAUGCAACUGGAUUAGCCACUCUUCCGCUGAUCUGCUUGACAUCUGAGCGGCACAAGUGUUCAAAGUUUGGAUAAUCUCAAAGGCUGACGGUGUAGAAUGCAAUCUGGAGUGAAGACGCUCUCCGCAGGUGGAGGUGCGUCACUCUGCUGCCUACUGCUCCUCUGGCUCAUCUACUCCCAUCUGCUCAGAGAGGGCCAGUUGGCGGUGGGAACCUGCGAGAUAGUGAUGCUCAACAGAGACAGCAGUGUUCCCAGGCGGACCAUCGCCAGGCAGACAGCCCGCUGCGCCUGCAGGAGAGGCCAGAUUGCCGGCACCACCAGGGCGAGGCCGGCCUGCGUAGAUGCGCGAAUUGUUCGCAGCCGUCAGUGGUGUGAGAUGGCUCCCUGCAUGGAGGGGGAGGUCUGCAGCCUCCUGUUCAACCGAUCCGGCUGGACCUGCACCAGGGGCAGUGGUCGCAUCAAGACCGUCACGCCUUUGCCCAAGGAGCCGUCGUAGGAUGCAGAGGAAAAACAGCAAGUUCAUUGACAUCUUUGUUGCUAAAGAAACCGAGGCCAGUCAUUACACCCAAGAUAUUUUGUCCGUUCACCAAUGAGGCUCCCAAAACUUACAUCGGCUCUGACCUUCAAUAAUAAAAAAUAAAAGAUAAAAUAACCCAUAACAUCUCCAGUCACCGCAGUGAGAGACCUGAAACGUCUGAAAACUCCACGAGGGCAGCAUGGUAACAACAUCAGCAUUGAACGUUCAUCACACCCAACUUCAUGGACUAAUCAUGGAACAAAAUCCCUAUGAGAAACCCCAGAACAACCAGUGGAAAUUUCACUGAAGGCCUUUCUUUUUUUUUGUCUUUUUGUCUGCCACUGCCCAAUCUGCAGGGGACAGCUCCUUGAAGAUUCUUUUUAUACCUUUGUGGCUUGAUUUAGACUUGUCACAAGGCCUUUCAAAAGUCAGCCCCUUCAUCUUCUUUACAAUCGCCGCCAUGAAGCAAUCCAAGGUUAUAUUCCAGCCAAGUUUCUUUAAUGACAGUUCAUUGCUCGAGUCGUGACUUUACAGAGGUUGAGGCAGGCCAUAUUGUCCGUUGGAUUCUAGCUUUUAACACCUUUCUCUCAUUUGGCCGGGUGAGAUUUUUACAAGGCAAUAGCCGCCAAUGUCUCUGCAUACACAUAACGGGACGGAUAUUAUGAAAUAGCAUGAAAGUCACACAAGAGAUGACAGAUGAGUUGACUGUCUUUGCUCACUGAAUGGAGAUCGUGAUGGUGAAAUGUGGACAUUUUGGAUGACUUAGCUUAUACCUUAUGUUGUUUGGUUUUUUUAUGUGGUGCCAACCUAGACUAGAAAAGUAGUUUUUGUCAAUGAACCUCACACAUCUUGUACACACAACUGGGAGCAUUUAGCAGAUGUGGACCCCUGGCUUGUUUUAAUGAUCUAUACUGUGUGUGUAUGUGUGCGUGGGCGCACGGGUGUGGGUGCAUGUUUGCAUCUGUCCGUGUGUGAAUAUGUGAGUACACGUGUGCUUGUGUGUGUAUGCUUUUCUGUAUGCGUGAGUGGGUAGGAACAUCCAGAGAUACACUGUGAAAUAAGUCAUAUCCGAUGCAUUAUUCAUACUCUUGUAUAUUUUUGGGACACGCCCAGACCAGAGCUCACCAUCUGGCAAAAAGGAAGCAUUUGGGAUUUUACAGAUGUUGGAUCUCAUUUUAAUCCUGGGUUCGCCUUUUCCUUUCUUCCUUCUUGUCUUUUCUUUAGUACAUAGAAAUAUUUAUAUUGGGGAUAAAAUAUAAUUGAAACUGAAAUUGAAACAGUAUUGUCACAUAAGUUAAAAUUCUGUAAUUAAAAUCGAUUUAUGUGUGAUUAAA